This is a messenger RNA of Pediculus humanus corporis (human body louse), 474 nucleotides long. RefSeq lists its product as uncharacterized. The transcript has 2 exons. The record is from RefSeq and is a predicted model, not a curated record. The coding region runs from base 1 to 474 and encodes 157 amino acids. Lineage: Eukaryota; Metazoa; Arthropoda; Insecta; Psocodea; Pediculidae.
AUGAAGAGCCAAAAGAAGAAUUUGCGACAUGUUAUACAUCACGGAUUUAAAAAAGGCAAUAGUGAAAAGGACACUGCAGACGAGAUUCGCACCGUUUACGGGAGUGUUACUACGACCAUUAGGAGGACCGUUCGUAAUUUGUUAAAGAAGUUUAGAGCCGGGAAUUUUGAUUUGCAAGAUGAAGAUCGCAGAGGGCGCCCAGUAACGACGGAUGUGGACCUUAUCAAGACUGUACUCGCUGAAAAUUCGCAAUAUAGUGUACGCAAAUCGGUACGAAGUUUGGAUUCCACAUCUAAGGACUGUGACCGGCUAUAUGAACCCCGUCUCUGCGUGCGACUUGCUUCUUCAACAACUCUUCUAAAGAGACUUCUCACUGGAGACGAAACUUGGAUUUGGCAUCAAAACGAGUCAGGAAAACGCACUUCGUCCAAGGAAAAUAGAUCUUCAACUGUUGCGAAGCCUGGAUUCAUCUGA